Messenger RNA from Bursaphelenchus okinawaensis, 1538 nucleotides. The record is from the annotation of a GenBank genome assembly. NCBI's taxonomy places the organism in Eukaryota, Metazoa, Nematoda, Chromadorea, Rhabditida, Aphelenchoididae.
AUGUCGCAGCCACCAUCCAAAUCGACGUCUCAGAGCAACGCUUCGGAAACAGAUUCAGAAUCCCAACUGAGUACGAACUCCCAUCUCGUGGAUACACAACAGUGCGACGGACCGUGCAAGAAGCUUUACAGUGUCAGUAACCUCAAGAUCUACAACUGUGGACAUGUCAUUUGUGGCAACUGCUUCACCGAGCUGCCGCUUAAAGGUAAGAGUUUUUUUUACAGUUUUACAAAUUUUAUAGUUGUUUUAGGUAUCAAUCGUAGUACAGAAUUGUUUUACAGAAUAGUGACCCAAAUAUUAUAAUAAAUAGGGGCACUAGCCUUUAAACCCCUAGCUUCACCCACUAAAUACUAAAAUUUAUUAUAGGUAUCGAUGACGGUGGUCAACAAUGUAUGUUGGGCGACUGUAGACGUUCGUACGAUCGUGCUCGUCGCAGCAAUUCCAGUGUUGCCUAUGCCAACGACUCUGUAAAGGCACUGAAGAAGUCAAACAAUGUGUAUUUCAACCAAGUCCAACCCCCUCAAGCCAAUAUGACACUUCAAGACGAGCGAUACCUAGAUAACUCUGACAGAUCCAAGAAGUCCAAGGAGAGUACAGCUGAUUGUCAGACGUGUGGGUCAAAGAAGGACUGUCAAUGUUGUUGUACUGGGGAAUGCAGUGGAGACCAAAUUGAAUCUGACGUGUCUUGUGGUGUUUUGGUAGGUUUUGUUACCUAAAAUGGGUUUAAAAUAGUUUUAAUACAAAUGCGACAAAAUUAAUCUAAUAUUUAGUUCUUUGACUAAACAUCUGAUAUUAUACCUAAAUUCUAUAACUAUAUAAAAGCGUUUUGAUAGAUAAAACAUUUUAAAACAAGAUGUAUCUUUACUUCCAAAAAAACCGCUAAAUUUCCUCACUUUUAUUUUUUUCGAAAUGCGAGAGAGCGUGUUUUCUCUGCUUUUCUCGCUUUUGUUCGAACCCAAUCGAAAAACAAGUGAGCGUUUUAUGGUUCCGAUUGGAAAAGAACCUUCGUUAGGAAUUUAAUCCUAGUUCAAGGUAAACUUGAGUUUCAGACCAUCGAAAGGUGUGUUUGAUAGGAACUUUUUGGGACAGUUACUGGGGACUCCGGUGACAUAUAUGAGAACUGUAAAACGGCAAAUUUGUACGUUUACAUGAGUGACGUAGUAUAUUGUAAAUAUUAUAACUCUUCAUGAAUGACAUCACAACAAAAUCUAUAAAGUUUGGAAAAUAUAUGAUGUACAGUGUCAAAAUACGGUAGAAAGUCAAAAUAUAAACGAAAUUUAAAAAAUAUAAAUCUUCAUUUUUAGACAAGCAGAAGACAGUACGCGAGACGAUCGGGCCUUGUGCCAUAUUACACUAAAGUCGUGACCAAGUCUGCGACCAAAGGCAGGAAUCCAGAUGGCGGGAUGUACAAGACUGUUACCACUACAACCACAUAUACCAAGACUUACAUUCCACCGAAAGAUGCUCUUGACAGUCAAGGGCGGCAGUCAGACAUCACAUCGACCGGCGGAAGCGACGUCAGUAUGCCAAUAUGGUGA